Molecule: messenger RNA, 927 nt
Organism: Brassica rapa (field mustard)
Lineage: Eukaryota; Viridiplantae; Streptophyta; Magnoliopsida; Brassicales; Brassicaceae
Product: probable mediator of RNA polymerase II transcription subunit 15c
Molecular function (GO): transcription coactivator activity; chromatin DNA binding
Source: RefSeq, a predicted model, not a curated record
CUAAACUUUUAAUCUUGUCUGCCUUUUUCUCAAAUGCUUACGUAUCCCAUGUUUGAUAUGCAGUCACAGAUUCAGCCGUUACGCUUACUAGUUCCAGAGAAUUAUCCAUCUUCCCCAAUACUUCUAGAGAAAGUCAUCUUUGAUACCGCCAGUGAUCACAAGUUUGAGGAUUUAUCCGCGAGAGCUAGAUCGAGGUUUAGUUUGUCUAUGAAGGAAGCAAUGUCACUUAAAGAAAUAGCUAAAGUUUGGGAUGAGUGUGCGAGAGCUACAAUGCUCGAGUACGCUGAACGGCAUGGUGGAGGCACUUUCAGCUCCAAGUACGGUCGUUGGGAGUCUGUGCUAGCUUAGAGCUUCAUGAGUCCUACAUACUUCUUGUAUCACUUACCGCCCUCUCCGGAUGAUGUCAAGGAUCUUGUAAAGAGGUGGAAAAUGUAAAGCCUAGGUUUUACUUAAUUGCCUUGCGUUAGAAGUAACGUCAGAUCAAAAUCUUGUUUUGGACCACCACUGUAUAAUAUGUAAGAUGCAAUCAUAUGAGAAAUUAAAACUGUACAAGUGUUUAACGCUUCUUACUCAGCAGUGUAGGACGGCCACUCUCCCAAGUUUGAGUAACAUAUAAAUUAGAUCCAAAAAAACUUCGUUAAAAAAUUGUGAAAAAAAAUCUAUACCAUGUUCCACAAGAAACUACAUCAUCAAAAGUCAUAUUCUUUAACUCCAAACAGAGUUUAGAGAUGGCAAAGCAUAAAACCCAACCGCAUGUGGUCCAAGUAUAUUAUUUUUCACAGGAGACUUUCCGGACAUGAAAACGUAUAAACUUGAAUAGAAUCUAAUUAAGUAUUAAUUGCAACUAACAUCAACUAUCUAACAAGAAACAAUCAUAAUCAUCAUCCAUGAACCAAUUAAAAAACAACCUACGCAUUAGCCAUAAUG